AUGGCGCCUCGCCGGCCCAGCACAGCCAACGAUGCAGGACCAUCACGCAUACCUUUUACAUCAGCGGAAGCGCUACUUUGGGGGCCAGAGAUGAAAAAGCAACAUGCAUACCUACUCACCGAGAUGCGCGUGCUCCAGAAGCAACAUGAAGGAUACGACAGUCGGAUACGGGCUACCGAAGAUGUUGCAGAUGCUGCCAAAGCUGCCACGGCACGAGUCCGUCAUUUGGAACAGCAACUCGACGCUAUCAAGGCAGAGGAUGACGAUAAAGCGUUUGAGAAAUGGGCGUCUGGCGAGAUGACACGAUUGAGCAUCUUCGUCGAUACCAAUAAGAAUGUCAGGCAGAAGCAGAUGGAACUCGACGCCGAGGUUUCGCGUAUUUCAGAGACUCUGGACAGAGUUGUACGCGUUCCUGCAGAUCUCAAGAGUCUUCUUCGGCGCCUAGAUACUCUCGAACAUGACCGAAGAGAAGAUAAGCAUCGGAUCCAAAGUCUGGAAGAGGAGAUCAAUCGGCUUAAGUGUAUGCGACCAAGUAACCAUUCGAGCCUUUUCAACCCAAGAGCGAAGCCGAAGGCGAAGAAAGGUAUUACAAAAAGUUCAACACCUACUCAAAUCCUGGAUGCUGAGGUAUCCGAUGCCACCACCGAGACUGAUGAAGAGGAAAUGUUACUUCAGCGCACAAACAUACGCGAUGAGGUACAAGUGCCUCAAAGUCUUGCGACGAACGAAAAAAGCUCCAGUCCGCUUGUAACGUCUCCUACCAAAGGCAGUUCUAUUAUAUCAGCUAGACAAAGGUUGUUGCAGAGACCCUCGAUCCAUGACUCAAUGUUACCCCGGCCCGCGGAAGAGCAACCUACGCUUGCUGAAGACUCAGCUACUAACCUGCGUCGCGCUUCUCCUCCACCAACACAGCUUGUUGUCAGAGGGAGCCGGUGCAACGAGCCUGCACCUGCACCCGAGCCCGAGCCUCAGCCCGAGCCUGAGUCCGAAGUUACACCAGCAAAUACAAGCAAUGCUCCAACAAACGAAGCGCCGGCGACACAGAUCGUGGAGAGGAAAUGGCCCAGGAAGCGAAAGCAACCCGAUCCUGAGCCUCAAACACAACGCCAGACGCGAUCUCAAGCUAGGAGAAACCAAGCCAAAGAAACCGAAGUACCUAUCACUACAGGAGCAGUUGCCGUCCCAGAACCCCAAUCAGCGCCGAAAAUUGAGCCAAUAUCCUCGCCGCGCAAGAAACUCAAGGUAACUCCUGUGGAUCCACCUGCCAGAGGCAAGGCCAAAUCCGGUGCAAAGAACCAGACUACUAGUAGAAAUACCAAGAAGACGCAAAAACAACGUGCUGUAGAAGGGCCAGGCGAGCAAGAAUCGACUACUCAUACGCAACAGGUUUCUACAACUACCAAGAAAGUCACUGCUGCACCCAAGAAGAAAGCAAAUCUCGCCCUGCCUCCGUCAACCGUCACAAACCCGAAAGUGCACAAGAGCCUGAUUGUAAAACUACCCUGUUCACGAAAACCAGUACAUGUCGGUAUGGGUGAUAUCGGUGACUUGCAACCGAGUGCAGCAGCUCGCGGGAGAAUGUCACCUCAAAAAGUAGCAGCAGGGCCGAGUUCGCCAUUCAAGGUUCUUCGGAACCCUGUGAAAUCCCGAAAGUAG
Molecule: messenger RNA, 1656 nt
Organism: Exserohilum turcica Et28A
Lineage: Eukaryota; Fungi; Ascomycota; Dothideomycetes; Pleosporales; Pleosporaceae
Exons: 2
Coding region: 1-1656 (551 amino acids)
Source: RefSeq, a predicted model, not a curated record